Molecule: messenger RNA, 2700 nt
Organism: Amoebophrya sp. A25
Lineage: Eukaryota; Dinophyceae; Syndiniales; Amoebophryaceae
Source: the annotation of a GenBank genome assembly
GAACAACUCUCGUUUAAGUGUAUCCCAGGAACAUUAUUUCUCUGACAUGAGCCUUAGUCUAGAACAAUCCGAAACAUUCUAGCUUUUCCUGAUACAUGAACUCACAGGUAUGAUUUUUGAUAAAUUCGACCUCAUUUCCCCUCCCCAAAGUUUUAGCUGAGGUCGAGUGGUCGCUUUUCUGUUGCUGGAGUCGUUUCGACUCCUGCAACCGGGGCGCCCACUCUAGUACGAAAUAAGUGUUUUUCUUACGUGCUUGCAUGAACAGAUGGACUUGAGAGUAGCAAGUGAGUAUAAGUUGGUUUUCUACUCCUGUUAAUUAUCACGAGUAUCCAAGCACUAGCACGUAUCUGAACUACCAAUCACGACUUUGCAACGUACCUUUAUCCACUAUCUUGAUGAAUUACAAACAAUUAACCUGAUAACAUCUAUUGCGUUGCCUUCAAGCUUGUGUGACUGAAAAAAUCUGAAAUUAGUAAGUGCAAAAGAACCUAGUUCCGAAGAUGUUUGCUCGUUCACGGUCAACGCGCUGCUUGGCGCUGAUUCCCGUGUUUUUCGUGCUCGUCCUCUUUGCGUAUUGUGGCUUCGUCUUCAACUUCUACGUAUGUGCGAUUAUGCACCCUGAGCUCUACUACGCCAUCCCGCUGGGUAUCCUCUUCGACUCUCUCUUAGGUGUAGCCCUGUGGGCCUACUUCAAGGUGCUCUGUACAGAACCCGGCUGCAUAUCAGAAGAGUACCAGCAGAGGGCGAUGGAGGAGGACAUAGGUACUUAGCACUGAUUUGACUCCUAAGAAUAUAUCUGAUACUUCUUGAUGUUAGCAUGAAUCAUUGUCAUACAUUCAUUACCAGUACCAGGUCCUCUGUGUAGCUUUGAAUACGAGGAUGUUUUGAUUUGUUUUUCGAAUUUCUCGAGCAUUUCUUCGUCUCGAGACCAUUCACUGACUCUCCUAAAUUCUCAUAUUCCUCUCUGUCCGUCUUCAGGGACGAUGUGUCGUCGUUGCCACGCGCGACGACCACCAAGGGCGCAUCACUGCGGUACGACCAACCAGUGUAUUCGGCGCAUGGAUCACUACUGUCCUUGGACGGGGAAUACCAUUGGUAUCGAGAACCACAAGUAUUUCAUCCAAUUCCUGGGCUACACGUUUUGCGCUUGCAUGGUCCUUUUCGGCACGUUGCUGCCCGAUAUGAUCGGAUUUAUCUCUGGCAGCAAGUACUUAGUCGAAGAACCGAAUGAGGCUGGCCUGAAGAAGCUGGAGCAAGGGUACCGAAACAUGAUCAUCUUUGCCGGCAACGCGCAAGCAGCGACCGCUCAUAUCAUUCUAGCCAGCAUCGGCGCUCUUGUCGGGAUGGCUUUUGGUCUGUCGGUGGGCGGUCUGUACGGAACGCAUCUGUACCUGAUGAUGGCGAACACCACCACGCUAGAGAUGGGCGGCUACUUUGGGGCAAUGAGCAGGUACGACCUAGGCUGUUGGGCAAAUACAGAACAACUCUGCGGAAAGUUCGGACUCUGCUGGUUUCUCCCAAUCGAAGGCGUAAGAGUUUGCGACGGCUACGAGUAUCCAAUGCGCCCUGAAACCGAUGAACGUAGCGACGACAGCGACGCUGUCGAAGAGGAAAAGAGGUAAGUAAUUAGAGUUCCCAUAGGAGAGCGAUUGAAAUUAGACGUGUUGAGCGAACUCAAAUUUAUUCAGAGGCCAUAGCACACCCGCAUAUAUUCUCCUUGUUCUUACUUUCGCUAGGGCUACGGUUCCAUUAUUUCUAGUGCGAAACUCGAGUGAAUUUUGACUGAAUUCCUAUCGAGCUGUCCUCCAAUGAAUCCAAAACAGUUCUUCCUCGCGAUUGACGGACAGAAAGAGCAAGAAGAGGAACUCCGGCUUUGCAGCGCAUAAGCUCGGAGCAGCACAGCCUAUGACGGUGACAGCACCAGACGCACGCGAAGAAUAUCAAGAUGACACACCGGAAGACGACAGAAGCAAGCUCGUGGUCAACCGGGAAUCCAAAUGAAAGCCUGACGCGUUCUUGCGUCAAAUGUGAGAUAAAGACUUGAUAUUGAUAAGACUACUACUAGUAGUCAGAUGAGGAUGUACUACAUGUAAAUUUAUAUUCUACCCUUGUUUGGCUUUGGCUUAUCGUUAUUCUACAGCACUGCAAUUACACACAAAAUUUGAUGCCAGUAAUGAGUCAUGAAGCUUCAGGUAGCACGCGACAGUAAGUCUUGAGACUAUGAAGGUUCUAAGACCUCUGCACGAGUCAACAUCGUAAUCUACGAUUAUAGAACAACAACAUAUAUAAUUUUGGUGCGCAUAAUGAGUGCUUUAUUUGCCGUAAGCUAUUCAUACCAUUGGAUUCCCUCUGUUGACUGACAUGCGCAUGUGCGACUUGUCACCUCCUGUCAUCUAUGUUGUGUUUAUGCCUUCAUGUUCUCUUAGUGUCUCUCUCUCUCUGUCGUCUAGGACAGUAAGUAUGUACUAUGAGAACAAAAAUUAAAAGUGUGGUGCUGCACUAGUCGAAGAUGUACGCAACACGGGCGGAUGCGCAUCAAUAUUCUUCGGACGACCGACGAUCAUUUCUGAUUCGUUCCAGGUAACUGCAUUAAGAAAGGAGAAUGAUACGUCGGGUCGUAAUGCAGAAAUGAACUGCGAAAAGGUGGCUGUUCGAAGAAUCCGUUCUGGUUUACCUCAUGACAAAUCAACAUCUACCGGA